This is a messenger RNA of Merops nubicus (carmine bee-eater), 1539 nucleotides long. Its product is annotated as A disintegrin and metalloproteinase with thrombospondin motifs 7-like. The annotation marks the transcript as partial. Gene Ontology annotation, molecular function: metalloendopeptidase activity. NCBI's taxonomy places the organism in Eukaryota, Metazoa, Chordata, Aves, Coraciiformes, Meropidae. The transcript has 11 exons. Gene Ontology annotation, biological process: proteolysis; extracellular matrix organization. The record is from RefSeq and is a predicted model, not a curated record. Gene Ontology annotation, cellular component: extracellular matrix.
AGCCUCCUCCACCACACUCCAGCGGCGACAUCGUUCAUCCUGUCAAGGUGGACGAGAGCGGAUCCUUCCUCUCCUACGAUUUGUCCCACCGAGCCCUUCACCGAAGGUCUCCUUCCUCCAGGAGCAAGUUUCUCGCCUUCUAUGAACUGCAUUACAAAGGACAACCCCUGAAAUUCAACCUGAGCCUGAACCCCCACCUCCUGGCGCCCGGCUUCGUCAGCGAGAGGCGGUUCGGGGGCAUCGCCACCGCCAAGAUCCGGCCUCAGGGGCACAACUCCUGCCACAUGAUCGGGGAGGUUCGGGGCCCGGCGCCCACGGGGGGGCUGGCUGCACUCAGCACGUGUGAUGGUCUGAAAGGUGUGUUUCAGCUCAUGAACGAGGACUAUUUCAUCGAGCCAGUGUCCACCAGCUUUCAGGAGGAUGGAGUGGCACAGCCCCACAGGAUAUACAAGCGCCAGGCCCCCCAGCAUGGAUCAGAGCAAGGCAAGAGACCACCAGCUCCACAGGAAACCUGUGGUGUGCAAGAAUUCCCAAGGUCUGAGAAGCGGAGGGAAAGAUGGGAACAGAAGCAGCACAGGAAGAGAAGAAUAAAGCAGCGCUCCAUCAGCAAGGAGAAGUGGGUGGAAACCCUGGUGGUGGCAGACACCAAGAUGAUAGAAUACCACGGGAGCCAGAACAUAGAGAAGUACGUGCUGACCGUGAUGAACAUGGUGGCGGGUCUGUUCCACCACGCCAGCAUUGGGAACCCCAUCAACAUUGCCAUAGUGCGACUCAUCCUGCUGGAGGACGAGGAGGAGGAUCUGAAAAUCUCCCACCAUGCAGACAACACCUUGAAAAGCUUUUGCAAAUGGCAGAAGAGCAUCAAUGUUAAAGGAGAUUCCCAUCCCCUACAUCACGACGUUGCAGUCCUGCUCACAAGGAAGGACAUCUGCGCAGCCAUGAACAGGCCCUGCGAGACCCUGGGGCUGUCCCACGUGGCGGGCAUGUGCCAGCCCCACAGGAGCUGCAACAUCAACGAGGACACGGGGCUGCCCCUGGCCUUCACCGUGGCCCAUGAGCUCGGACACAGUUUUGGGAUUCAGCAUGAUGGAAGCAGCAAUGACUGUGAGCCAGUUGGGAAAAGACCUUUCAUCAUGUCUCCACAGCUCCUGUAUGACACAUCCCCACUCACCUGGUCCCGCUGCAGCCGGGAGUACAUCACACGAUUCCUCGACCGGGGCUGGGGGCUGUGCCUGGAUGACCCCCCUGCCCGGGAGGUGCUGGACUACCCCUUGGUGCCCCCAGGUGUCCUCUACGACGUGGGCCACCAGUGCCGGCUGCAGUACGGCCCCUACUCCACCUUCUGUGACGACAUGGACAGUGUCUGCAACACGCUGUGGUGCACGGUGGGGAACACGUGUCACUCCAAGCUGGAUGCGGCCGUGGACGGCACAACGUGUGGGGAGAACAAGUGGUGCUUCAACGGCGAGUGCGUGCCCGUGGGCUACCGUCCGGAGGCCAUCGACGGCGCCUGGGGCUCCUGGAGCUCGUGGGCCGCCU